Aricia agestis (brown argus) is the source of this 8075-nucleotide messenger RNA. RefSeq names its product protein sidekick (gene sdk). Gene Ontology annotation, biological process: cell-cell adhesion. Gene Ontology annotation, molecular function: protein binding. The transcript has 32 exons. Bases 409 to 7101 code for a protein of 2230 amino acids. NCBI's taxonomy places the organism in Eukaryota, Metazoa, Arthropoda, Insecta, Lepidoptera, Lycaenidae. The record is from RefSeq and is a predicted model, not a curated record.
GUACGCACGCGUUUUGUUAGCGUCCUUCAAGUUGAAUGAAGUGAUUGUGAAACAAAGUUAAGAAACUUUCAAAGUUGUUUAAAAGUUUAUAUUUCCAAGAAAAUGUGAAUAAAUAACAACUUUUGAGUGUAAUAUACACCUUAACUCUUCUCAUUUUGGUGAUUACAAUAAUGUAGAAGGUAUACUUGGGCAUUUAAAAGUUGAUUGAACUUUUGUAAGUCGUAUGUUUGAAAUCGAGCAAUUCCCACAGGUGUUAUUCAAUGUUGUGACCACAUAAAACCCUAGCAACGAUUUUUGAAUAAGUAGAAGGCGUGUUUCUUAGAGUAAAAUGUCUAAAUACAAACGAAAAAGUUAAGUGUUAUAAAAAUAACAGAUUCGAAACUGAAACAAGUAACGUUUUAUGGUGGAAUGGAAGAAAUGGAGCGACUGUUCAAGAUGUAUUUGAACAAACUUUGUGUGUAUUUCAUGGUUUUACUGUAUUUGGUGGAAAUAGCAUCACCUGCAGACACUGCGCAAAUGCAGCCUCCGCGGUUCUUGAUGCAGCCCUCAUCAUCCAACAGCAUCGUCAGGGAGGGCACCACGAAGAUCCUGCAGUGCUCAGCGAAUGGUAUACCGCAACCUUUGUAUCGAUGGCUCAAGAACGGCGUGGCGUUAGGCGAGUACUCGUCGGAGCUGUUCUUCAAAAUCCAUAACACGCAGCGGCAAGAUGCUGGCGCCUACCAGUGUAUCGCCAAAAACGACGUCGGCGCCGUAUUUAGUGAAAAGAACCACAUUGUCGUUGCAUAUAUGGGGGUAUUCGAGAAUACCGUUGAAACGGUGGUGGAAGUGGAGUCAGGUAAAGCGGCGAUCCUGGAGUUCCCACCGAUAGACUCCGAUCCCCCGCCCUCGGUGAUCUGGCAAGACGAGAACGGCGUGAACGGCGUGCUAAAAUACGACCAGAAGUACGCAAUAACAGACAAACACCAGCUCGUUAUAUUAUGUGCGUCUGAGGAUGACCAGAGAUCAUACAGAGCUCGAGCGAUAAAUACCCAGCUCGGGAAAGUGGAGAACAGCCCGUACAUCAGGCUGAACGUGUACGGCGACGACAACAAGGAGAUCCCGCCAGAAAUCAUCAUCAAGCCCCAGGAUACGAAGAUCAUAAAGGGCCAGGAGUAUACCAACCUGUAUUGCAUAGCCAACGCCCGGCCCCUGCACGAAUUGGAGACCUUAUGGUUCAAGGACGGGGUCCUGAUAGACCUGGCCGGCGUGCCCUACGAUCUGAACGACCAGUGGAACAGAACAUUGAGUCUCAUAUCGGCAAACUUGAACCACACCGGUCAAUACUCGUGCCAGGCUCGCCUGAAAACUGGUGGUUUUGCGACCGUCAGCGCCUCCUCUAUAGUGACCGUCUUCGAGAAGCCCACGAUGCUCUCGACGCUGAAAACCGAAACGUUCGGCGAGUUCGGGCGCUCCAUCGUCCUGGAGUGCAACGUCCAGGGAAUUCCUCUGCCGGGAAUCACCUGGUACAAGGACGCGAGGAAGAUCGCUAGCGUCGGCGCCGACGCCGGCGAGUCCGACGACGGUGACGUGGACGACGGCGGCGGCCGAUACAGGGUGGAAGUGGACAGGUCGCUCGUCAUCAACGAUCUUAAGAUGGAGGACAUGGGCAUAUACCAGUGCAUUGCCAGCAACGAAGCAGGAGAAUCUUCGAUUUACACGUGGUUGAAAAUCAAAAUGGAAUCUAGGCGCCUCCGCCGCAGUCCCAUGAAGUUAAUACGAAUGAGGACUUCGGAUAAAAAAGCAAAGACUUUCAGAUUUGAUACCGGCACGUCUCCGCCCGUAAUGCAGACAGCGCCCUCCAACCUGACCGUGUUGGACGGCAAGGACGCCACCAUCGCCUGCCGAGCCAUCGGCGCUCCCACACCCAACGUCACAUGGUAUUUCAAUGAUUCACGAAUAAUAAAUUUGUCAACGCGACUGCAAACUCUGGAGGAAGGGGAUUUGUUAAUUACGAGCACAACGACUGCAGACAGCGGCAAGUACACGUGCGUGCGCGCCAACGACGCCGGCAACGUCACCGCAGAGGCCUACUUGACGGUGCUCGUUCGGACGCAAAUAAUCGCGCCGCCGGUGGACACGCGCGUGUUGCUGGGCCACACGGCGACGCUGCAGUGCAAGGUGUCCAGCGACCCCAACGUCAAGUACAACAUCGACUGGUUCCACAACAAGCAACCGAUGACGGCGGGUUCCCGUAUCAUGUUGUCGGCGGACGGCGUCCUGCAAGUACAGGCGGUGCGAGCCGUCGACGCGGGCGAGUACACGUGCGUCGUGACGUCACCCGGUGGCAACCACACGCGCCGGGCCCAGCUCGCCGUCAUAGAACUACCCUUCAGCCCCACCAACGUCCGAGCGGAGAGGCUGGAUAUAGCCACCCAGAGAGCGGUCAACGUGUCGUGGACGCCCGGCUUCGAUGGCAACUCGCCCGUCCAGAAGUAUAUCGUGCAGCGCCGCGUUGUACCUGAAUUCGGGCCUACACCAGAUCCAUUACUGAAUUGGGUAACGGAACCCAUGAAUGUCUCUGCGAAUCAACGUUGGGUGCUACUGACCAGCCUGAAAGCAGCCACUUCCUACCAGUUCCGAGUAUCCGCCGUCAAUACUGUUGGCGAGGGACCGCCGUCUGACCCGACGGAAGUUUUAACGCUACCCCAAGAAGCAGCCGGUGACUUAAUAUGCUGCCAAGCACCCUCCGGGCCACCGUUAGGUUUCAUGGGAUCGGCUCGAUCCUCGUCCGAGAUCAUAACUCAGUGGCAGCCUCCUCUGGAGGAGCACAGGAACGGUCACAUUCUGGGGUACGUCAUAAGGUACAGACUGAAGGGAUACGAGAACAGCCCGUGGACGAAUCAGAACAUUACAAAUGAGGCCCAACGGAACUACCUUAUUCAGGACUUGAUAACGUGGAAGGACUACGUGGUGCAAAUAGCUGCGUACAACGACAAGGGGGUGGGAGUGUUCUCGGACAGCUACACCAUCAAGACGAAAGAGGGCGUGCCGGAGGCGGCGCCGGACAGCGUGCAGGCAGAGCCGCUCAACUCCACCGCCAUCACCGUCACAUGGCGCCCGCCUAACCCGCAGAAGAUCAACGGCAUUAAUCAGGGAUACAAGAUCCAAGCUUGGAAAUGGGACGAUGCGUCAAACGAGAGCGUUGAGCAAAAGCUAGUGAGCGUGCCCCCUAACUUGCUGGACCCGCUGACGGAACAGUCCGCUGUGCUCGGCGGCCUGGACAAGUUCACAGAGUACAACGUGUCCGUGUUGUGCUUCACUGAGCCAGGCGACGGACCGAGAAGUGAUUUUGUACUAGUCAGGACCAAAGAAGAUAUUCCCGAUGAGAUAAUGAACUUGCAAUUCGACGACAUCUCCGACCGAGCGGUGACGGUGUCGUGGGCGCCGCCGAAGAAACCCAACGGGGUUCUCAUCGGAUACAAACUCAAGUACCAAGUCAAAGACAACCCGGAUACACUGAAAGAGGAAAUAGUCCCGGCAAACAUCUCUAGCAUUCGAAUUGAACAUCUGCAGGCGAGCACGAUGUACAUGGUGUGGGUGAGCGCGGUGGGCGGGGCGGGGGAGGGAGGGGCGCGCGGCGCAGCGCUGCAGUCGGGCGUGGAGCCCGUGCUGCCGCGAGCGCCGCGACACCUCGCCCUGUCCAACAUUGCCGCGACCUCCGUGCUGCUGCAGUUCACGCCUGGAUUCGACGGCAACUCCUCGAUAUCGCUGUGGACCGUACAGGCCCAGACUGCCCGCAACUCGUCUUGGUUCACCGUAUACGAGAUAAACGCGCCAGACGCGACAUCAAUAUUAGUAACAGGUCUAGUGCCGUUCACGACGUAUCGUCUCCGACUUAUCGCAACGAACAUCGUGGGGUCGUCGCCGCCUUCAGAACCCUGCAACGAGUUCCAGACGAUACAGGCGCCACCAAGGCACCCACCGAAGAACGUCACAGUUCGCGCAGUUAGCGCUACUAACUUGCGAGUUCGGUGGAUUCCUCUCCAACAAACGGAAUGGUACGGCAACCCCAAGGGCUACAACAUAACGUACAGACGGAGCGGCGGCAACGAGACUCAGUUCAGCAUCAUAGACGACCACACGGCCAACUCGCACGUGCUCAACGGCCUGGAGGAGUGGUCCGUGUACGAGAUACAGAUGACAGCCAUCAACGAAGUCGGUACCUCCGAGGCCAGCCCUACUGCCACUGAACGGACUAGGGAAGCAGUGCCAUCAACUGGUCCAACGGAUGUGUCAGCGAACGCCACAUCGUCAACCACAGUGGUGGUGCUGUGGGGUGACAUACCGGUGCAGGACCAGAACGGUCUGAUCGAGGGCUACAAGGUGUGCUACGCGGCCAUCGCGCCGCCGCCGCGACCGGAACACAAGAAGGUGGAGUGCCAAUCUAUCCCGUCGAACGUGACGCACACGGUGACGCUGACGGAGCUGCGCAAGUACGUGCUGUACCAGAUACAGGUGCUGGCGUACACGCGGCUCGGCGACGGCGCGCUCAGCGACCCGCCUGUCACUGUCAGGACCUUCGAAGACACUCCUGGCCCACCGUCGAACGUAUCAUUCCCGGACGUGACAUUUACGACGGCCCGGAUAAUAUGGGACGUGCCGGAGGACCCCAACGGAGAGAUCCUAGCCUACAAGGUCACAUACCAUCUGAACAGCACGGCGCAGCACACGUUCUCACGAGAAUUCCUACCUUCAGACAGGACGUUCCGCGCGACAGAGCUGCUGGCAGAGCAGUACUACGUGUUCACGGUGCGUGCACAAACACGGCUAGGGUGGGGGGCGGCGGCGCGCGCGUUGCUGCUCGCGACCGCGAACCGCGCUGCGCCCGCCCCACCCGCGCGCCCGCUCGUGCAACGCUCGCUGUUGCAGCCCCAUCACAUCACGUUCUCAUGGACGCCCGGGGAUGACGGAUACGCCCCGCUCAGAUACUACACAGUUCAACAAAAAGAAGAUGGCGGUACGUGGCAGACGCUGCCGGAGCGUGUUGAUCCGUUCGCUACCUCAUACACGGUGGAGGGGCUGAAGCCGUAUACGGCGUACCAGUUCCGUAUCCGCGCAACCAACGACAUCGGACCCAGCCGUUACAGCAACGCCACGGAGACUGUGCGUACUUUACCGGCCGCACCAAGUAAAGCGGUGGAGAAUCUCCGCGUGGUCCCGAUAACGCCGAGCAGCGUGCGCGUGCAGUGGGCGCCGCUGGAAGAGGCGCACUGGAGCGGCGACGCGGCCACCGGCGGGUACCGCGUCUACUACCAGCCGCUCACAGACUUCCCCAGCUCCCUGCAGAACACUAUGAAGCAGGAGGUGCCCGGUAUCAAGAGCGAGGAGAUGGUGCUCCGCGACCUGGCGGUGGACCGCAACUACGAGAUCAGCGUGUUCGCGGCGAACUCGCAGGGGGCGGGGCCGGCGGGCACGCCCGCUGUGGUGUGGGUGGGCGAGGCCGUGCCCACCGCGCCGCCGCAGCGCGUCGCCGCCGAGCCCGUGUCGCCCACUGAGGUCGCGCUCACCUGGAGCCCGCCGCAGCUCGCGCAACAGAACGGCGACCUGCUUGGUUAUAAGGUGUUUUACCUGAUGACGGAAUCGCCGGAGGAGCCGGAGCCGGACCGGCGCGUGGAAGAGGAGAUCGAGGUGGUGCCCGCCACCGCCACCUCACACUCACUCGUGUUCCUCGACAAGUUUACACAGUACCGCAUUCAGGUGCUGGCGUUCAACCCGGCGGGCGACGGGCCGCGGUCGACCGCGGUGCUGGUGCGCACGCAGCAGGGCCUGCCCUCCGCGCCGCGCAACAUCACCUUCACAGACAUCACCAUGAACAGCCUCGUCGUCAGCUGGGAGCCGCCGAGACGACGCAACGGCCUCAUACAUUCGUAUCUAGUCACAUACGAGACCAUCGAGCAGGAUGAACGUUUCAGUAAGCAAGUGAAACAGAAGGUUUCGGAACGGCGGUUAGCGGUGGGGGGGUUGGAGGAGGAGGUGGAGUACCGGUUUGUGGUGCGCGGCGUGACAGUGGGCGCGGGGGCGGCGGCGGAGGCGCGCGCGCGGACCGGCCCACAGCCCGGCUCGCCCUCGGCGCCGCGCGCGCUACAGCUUGCCGCAGACCCCGCUGCGCUGAGACUGCGCUGGCGCAACGCCGCAUCCGGACAGGGCCCCUUGCUGGGGUACUACAUUGAAGCGCGGAAGAAAGCUAAGGAAACAUGGCAGGCUUACGACACGCGAUGGGAGACGAUAACCCGCACCAGCAACGGCCAGCUGGAGGAGUUCACGAUCUCGUACCAGAGCCUGCUGCCGUCGACGGCCUACUCGUUCCGCAUCAUCGCGUACAAUUCCUUCGGCAUCAGCAACCCCACCUACAGCGACAAGGUCAUCGUGACCCCCUCCAAGCUGUACCUCGAGUACGGCUACCUUCAGUACCGCCCCUUCUACCGCAGCACCUGGUUCAUGGUCGCGCUCGCAGCCGCCUCCAUCAUCAUCAUCAUCAUGGUCAUCGCAAUCCUGUGCGUCAAGAGCAAGAGCUACAAGUAUAGGAAGGAAGCGCAGAAAACUCUCGAAGAAUCUCUGGGCGGGUCGGCGGAGGAGCGCGGGUCGCUGGCACUGGACCUGUAUCGCGCGCGCGCCGGCUCGGCGGGCACGCUGACCGGCGCCAGCACGCUGCGCCGCAAGCCGCCCGCGCUCGCCAAGUCCCCGCCGCGCCCCUCGCCCGCCUCCGUCGCCUACCACAGCGACGAGGAGAGCCUGCGCGGCUACGACGAGAACCCCGACGACUCCUCGCUCACCGAGAAACCCUCCGAGAUCAGCUCCUCCGACUCCCAGAACUCGGAGAGCGAGAUGGAGAGCGUGCGCUCGGAACCGCACUCGUUCGUGAACCACUACGCCAACGUGAACGAUACGUUGCGGCAGUCGUGGAAGCGGCAGCGGCCGGCGCGCGGCCCCCGCCACUAUCAGAGCUACACGGACUCGGAGCCCGAGGGCAGCGCCGUGGUGAGCCUCAACGGCGGGCAGAUCGUGAUGAACAACAUGGCGCGGUCGCGGGCGCCGCUGCCCGGCUUCUCGUCGUUCGUGUGACAGUCGGCCGGCGCUGGCGAGCUGCACAUGUAGCGCGCCCCGACGCCGCCCGCGCCCGCCGCGCCGCCCUCACCGCGUGUCUUAUGUCGUAUCGAUUCUGAUGGGGCUUCCUAAAUUACUACCGACCCACCCGAUUUUUUUUAUAUUGGUAAUUUUUAAGGCAUAAUUUUAUACUAUUUUACAAACGAGAAGAGUAUUAGAUAGCUACAAAAAAAAAAUGUUAUCCUAAAAAAACCUUUUCACUUCUAAAAAAUUUAAGCUGUUCACUUAAUUACGUCUUAACGGUUGACCCACAGAUGUUUACCGCAUUUAUUUGUCACUAGUGCUUUGUAUGUACAUAUCAAUCGUAGCUUAGUAUUAGGUACAAUACUUUAUACUACUUAGAAAAUUGAAUAAAAGUAUCAUUUUGUAUUUAAGUAAAAAAAAUCUUUAACAUUUGACCAGGUAAUUAAUUGUUAAUAUGUUUAGGCAAUGUUUUUAGCUAUAAUUCACUGUAAAUAAUAAAAUAAAACUCGAGAUCUCAUGAGGUCUGCAUAGUAGUACUGAAUAUGUGCGAUACUCGUCGUGAAAUGCCUGUCUUCUAGAAAUAUAUCUUCAAUCGUUAUAAAGAAUAUUUAAAGACUUAGAAAAAGCUAUAUGAUGAGCCCGUUAUUACAAGAGGGCUUUUGCUCCUUGUCUUGUUUAUAUUUUUUAAUUAAAUGCUAGGUUACUCUAAAUGUACUUAAAUAUUUUAUCAUUGACAUUCCUUACUGAAACUGACCCUCACUGCCACUAGGUACUUACGUAAGACUGUAUUGGUUUCUUAUGUUUUCAUCAUAAUAAUUUAAUACUUGCGGCCGCAUGGGCGUACCCUGGAAGUCAAGUCAAGUCAGAAAUAAACCUUAAUUUUCCUGGCAAAUGGGAAUUAGAAAUGUGUUACCUACUCUGUGCAAAAUGAAGUGUUGGAAAUUAAAUAUAUUCUUUUCAGUCAGAUU